Drosophila ficusphila is the source of this 1077-nucleotide messenger RNA. RefSeq lists its product as uncharacterized. The record is from RefSeq and is a predicted model, not a curated record. The transcript has 2 exons. The coding region runs from base 195 to 836 and encodes 213 amino acids. Gene Ontology annotation, biological process: autophagy. Lineage: Eukaryota; Metazoa; Arthropoda; Insecta; Diptera; Drosophilidae.
CUGAAAACAUAUGUAAACAAAAGUGAAAUUUGGAGAAAUUGCGACUUAAGUAAAAUAACAAACGUCUUAGUUGUUUAAAAGACUAAGACAACACAUUUAGACUCAAUUUUAAUAAAAUUGUAUUGAAUACAAUUUUUAAAAAACACCUCAUCAAACAGGAGAACUAAAAACUCAGGGCCAAAACAGCUCGAAACAUGGACUGCGCACCUUUGAAUUUGGCCCAUUUCCACGAGCGAAGGUCUGAGCGCUUUAUACGUAAUCAUCGCUAUGAAGAGGCCAUCAAAGCCCUGGAAACUUCACUAAUUUAUAUGCAGGAUGCGCAAAAGCGAGUGGCCUUGCCGAAAUCCAAGGAAGUUCUGGACACCUUAACUUUGGACUUUCAACGGAAACUGAGCCAAAUUGAGAUGCGGAAAACUCAGUAUGGUUUAAAUAAGUUAAAAGACUUUGCUCCUUUGAAGGAAACUAGUCCCAUGUUGCCAUUACGGCCGGAAACUGGAGGAAGUGGAACCGGAGGAUCCGCACAAUCAGUGGCCAAGGCAAUUGACAAAACAGUGCAGGACUUCGAUGCUAAGUUCACUUCUUCGUUGGCGACUAAGGCUCCCAACAUAUUGACCCAUUCGGAGCCCCAAAUAGAUACGUUAAAAAAGACCGAUGCUGCAAAGGAUGAAGAUGAGCGGGAUCCCUACGAUCAUCGACUGACAGGAAGUGAGGACCUGGACCUGCCCUCUUUGGCUCCUUUGGAAUUACCCUCCUUCGAUUAUACUUUGUUCACCAGCUCUUCUUCGGCCCCCUCGCUGGCCAGUUAUGCCGGCAUGGCCGAAAGUUUCCAGAAGUAAAAUAAGUUGUGAUUAGGCAUUUUUCCUCUAGUUUUUAUUUAGCUCGUGAGAUCUCUUUUGAAUAUUGUGGCCUUUUAGUUUUAAAACGCCUCUGCAAAGGUUUUUUUAAUCUACAUCUACUAUUUCAUCUGACGAAUGACAUCUUACUCAAACCCCUUAUCUUAUACCGGUAUUGACAAAGAUGUAGCCCACACCCGCCUCGUAAAUAAUAAUACAUAUAAUUGUUUUGUAGUUAGUACAA